AGGAGCAGGAGACCCCUUAGCUCGAUUGCACCCUGAGGCCUUGAGACACCACACUUCUUGCGUCUAUAAAAAGAGCUUUCCUCCUCGAAGGAAGCAACAGCAGACCCUCUCCUACUGAGCGCCUCAUCACAGAGCAGAGAGAAAGCAGAGGAGAAGGAGAGACAGUUAGGAGUCGCCACUCUGGGAGAUUUGUGGACAAACGCAGGGAGAAGCACAAGACUAGAAGAAAAGGACACUGUUGGAAAAGGCUGAAGAUGGUGUAUCUAUGUUGGUUGCUAGUGGUGAUGAUGGCAUACGUGUGUGUCCCCGGGUUUGGGUCGGUGUGCUGGGAGAGCUCCGUCUGCAACAACCUGAUCGACAAGGAAAGCAUACUGGACUGUAUCGACCUCUGCAUGUCUGUGAUCCAGAAUGAGUUCCCACAGCUCAGUGCGUUGGCCCUGAAGGUUAAUGACGAGGAACUCCUACUCAACAUCAUUCUGGCCACCCUGGUGUCCGAAGACAAGUUACCAGAAUCAGAUUUGAAAGCCCACAGCGACCUGCGACGCUCCUAUUCUAUGGAACAUUUCCGCUGGGGCAAACCCUCUGGCCGUAAACGCAGACCUGUAAAGGUUUUUGCCUCUUCUCUGGAGGGUGGAGGCUCAUCUGAGGGCAGUUUCCUCCCUCUGACUCGCAGACAGCUGAGCAGUUACGAGGAAGAAGUAAAGGGGGAGCCAAAUGGAGGAAGUAAAAAACAAGGAUCGCAGAGAGCGAGGGGCAGCUCUAAGUCACAUGUCCCUUUGAGCACUCAGGGGAGAAAAGAUGCAACCUAUCGGAUGAGUCACUUCAGAUGGGGGAGCCCACCUGCCUCGAAACGUAAUGGUAGAUUUCUGAAGCCGUGGAAGGCGAAACCUCAAGGGCAACUGUCCAGCUCUUCAUUAACAUUAUAGUCAAGGAUGUGCAGAGGAUAAUGGGCUGAAUGGAAGAUGGAGGAGAGGGGGAGGGCCAGGUCAUGAAAAGAAUCUCAUAGCCAUUGCAUGUUAUUACUCGCAGGUCUUAAUUUUAAAUUACUGAAACUUGUUACUAUCAUUAGCAUGUUGCUGAAUGUCUUUCCUGGGCCAAUGGUGUGACUCAUUACAGCCUUAAGAUAAGAAACAAGGCAUUUUUAUGUUGAAUAAAAACAAUGAUGCAACCACA
Epinephelus lanceolatus (giant grouper) is the source of this 1173-nucleotide messenger RNA. RefSeq names its product pro-opiomelanocortin-like. The record is from RefSeq and is a predicted model, not a curated record. Gene Ontology annotation, cellular component: extracellular region. Lineage: Eukaryota; Metazoa; Chordata; Actinopteri; Perciformes; Serranidae. Gene Ontology annotation, molecular function: neuropeptide hormone activity. Gene Ontology annotation, biological process: neuropeptide signaling pathway.